Lepus europaeus (European hare) is the source of this 4986-nucleotide messenger RNA. RefSeq names its product karyopherin subunit alpha 5 (gene KPNA5). The transcript is spliced from 14 exons. Gene Ontology annotation, biological process: NLS-bearing protein import into nucleus. The record is from RefSeq and is a predicted model, not a curated record. The coding region runs from base 167 to 1786 and encodes 539 amino acids. NCBI's taxonomy places the organism in Eukaryota, Metazoa, Chordata, Mammalia, Lagomorpha, Leporidae. Gene Ontology annotation, cellular component: cytoplasm; nucleoplasm; nucleus. Gene Ontology annotation, molecular function: nuclear import signal receptor activity; protein binding.
ACCGAGACUCGGGGUCUCAGGGAAGGGGCGCAGGUGACCGCCAUCUUGGAUUUCGAACCGGCGCGCUGCCCUCCGCGGUAGGGGCGGAGUGGCCGUCCGUCUGUCACUCGCAGCAGCCGUCACCGCCGGGAGGUGGGAAGUCAGGGCACAGGAGAGUACCACGUUAAUGGAUGCCAUGGCUAGUCCAGGGAAAGAUAACUAUAGAAUGAAAAGUUACAAGAAUAAAGCUCUAAAUCCUCAAGAGAUGAGGAGAAGAAGAGAAGAAGAAGGAAUACAGCUUCGGAAACAAAAGAGGGAAGAACAGUUGUUCAAACGCAGAAAUGUCUCCUUGCCCAGAAAUGAUGAAUCUAUGCUAGAAAGUCCUAUCCAGGAUCCAGAUAUCACUUCCACUGUACCCAUUCCAGAGGAAGAAGUUAUUACCAGUGAUAUGGUUCAGAUGAUUUUUUCUAAUAAUGCUGAUCAGCAACUAACAGCAACACAGAAAUUUAGAAAGUUGCUUUCUAAAGAACCUAAUCCACCAAUAGACCAAGUUAUACAAAAGCCAGGAGUUGUACAGAGAUUUGUGAAAUUUCUUGAAAGAAACGAAAAUUGUACUUUACAAUUUGAAGCUGCAUGGGCAUUAACUAACAUAGCAUCUGGAACUUUUCUACAUACCAAAGUAGUGAUUGAAACAGGGGCUGUUCCAAUUUUUAUCAAACUUCUUAAUUCAGAACAUGAAGAUGUUCAGGAACAAGCUGUUUGGGCACUUGGUAAUAUUGCUGGUGAUAAUGCAGAAUGCAGAGAUUUUGUGUUGAACUGUGAAAUACUUCCACCUCUUUUAGAGUUAUUAACAAAUUCAAACAGACUUACAACAACCAGAAAUGCUGUAUGGGCCCUCUCAAAUUUAUGUAGAGGCAAAAACCCUCCUCCAAACUUUAGUAAGGUUUCACCUUGCUUAAAUGUACUAUCACGAUUAUUGUUUAGCAGUGACCCCGAUGUGUUAGCAGAUGUGUGUUGGGCCCUUUCUUAUCUCUCUGAUGGACCCAAUGAUAAAAUUCAAGCUGUCAUUGAUUCAGGAGUCUGUCGAAGAUUGGUGGAGCUUUUGAUGCACAAUGAUUAUAAAGUUAUAUCACCUGCACUAAGAGCAGUUGGUAACAUUGUGACUGGUGAUGAUAUUCAAACACAGGUAAUUUUGAACUGUUCUGCAUUGCCCUGUCUCUUACACUUACUGAGUAGCCCAAAGGAAUCAAUAAGAAAAGAAGCUUGCUGGACUGUUUCUAACAUCACUGCUGGAAAUAGAGCUCAGAUUCAGGCUGUUAUAGAUGCAAAUAUUUUUCCUGUUUUGAUUGAGAUUCUUCAAAAAGCAGAGUUUCGCACUAGGAAAGAAGCAGCUUGGGCUAUAACUAAUGCGACAUCAGGAGGCACUCCGGAGCAAAUAAGGUAUUUGGUAGCCUUAGGCUGCAUUAAACCACUUUGUGACCUUUUGACUGUUAUGGAUUCCAAAAUAGUACAAGUGGCUUUAAAUGGACUUGAAAAUAUUUUACGUCUUGGAGAACAAGAAUCCAAGCAGAAUGAAAUAGGCGUUAAUCCCUACUGUGCUCUCAUUGAAGAAGCAUAUGGUCUGGAUAAAAUUGAAUUUCUUCAAAGUCAUGAAAAUCAGGAAAUUUACCAGAAGGCUUUUGAUCUUAUUGAACAUUACUUUGGUGCAGAAGAAGAUGAUCCCAGCAUUGCACCUCAGGUGGAUGAAAACCAACAACAGUUUGUAUUUCAACAGCAAGAAGCACCAAUGGAAGGGUUUCAACUUUGACUUGAUGAGGGAAAAAAUUUUUGGCUAAAAGGGUAGCUUCAGAUACCUUCUUUUCAUUGCCAGUUUCUGUAGAGAUGUUUGAUGUUUUUCACAUAGAACAGAAAAGAAAGAGUUUGCACUUUAAAAACAUAAUAUGAAACAAAAUUUCCAUUCAGAUGCAAGCUUCUCUUAUAGAUUUUUUUUGGUGUGCCUAUAUUUAUGUCUGUUAUUGUUUGGACUUUUAUAUUUAUGAACAAAUAAGUAUGUUAUGCAAUUAUUUGAUAACUAAGCUUGAAAAGAAGAACUUUAACAAAGUAAUACAUAAUGGUUCUGAAAUUUUUCAAGCAUCUUGGAAACUGUACAUUAGCAGUACAGCUAUUGAUAACUACAUUUUGACAUUAAGUCUGACAUGCCCAAUUUCCACCAAAUCUACCUCUAUUUUGAAGCAAAAAUAAAAACAAAAGCUUCAGAGACAUAAAAUAAGUGUAAAAGUUAAAUUAGAAUGUGAAAAUAUUUAUUACCUUAAAUUAUAAAUCACUGUGCUGUUGGUUAUACUUUGCAUAAAAAUUGCAGCAGAAAGCCUAUAAAAUGUAUUAAUAUAGAAGAAAUAUUGUAUUGAUAAUCAAUUAAAAUGUGGUAAUUGUGAAGGGAAAAGCUGUUCUUCAUUUUGAACACAUUAAAAGGAUUACAAAGCAUUGAAGUACUUGUGUUUUUAGCAUACAAAUGCUGUUAUAUUUGUAUAUUUUGUAUUUCAACCAAAUAUGCUACCAUUUUUGAAAUAGUAUUUUAUUAUUUUUUCAUUAUUCAUAUUAAAGAGCAUCAUGAUAAGGAUGCCAUCAUGAAUCUAAAGUAGUGCUGCAUAUCUAAAAUAAUCCUGUAAUUAUUUCUCUGGGUUUCUCAGAGCAAUAAUUGAAAGGUUUCAUUCUCUGUGUCAUAAUGAACUUAGGUACUUGACAGGCAAAAUUUUCCUGAAGAUAUCUUGUUAUCUAUUAAUUCUUAUUAAAUGCAGUUGGUGUUUAGAUAUUAAUUGAUAAUAUUAAUGAAAAUUUCUAAGGAUUCUUUAAUAUGGUUGAAACUUAUAUUGCCAAUUUUGUCUUUUGGUAAUAUAUGGAGGGUCCUACUGCUGCUUGUUAUGAAUCUUUACAUUUUAUCAGGUUGGUCAGUUCAAUGCGUGUGUUUUGAAACUUCUUCAAACUAUGACAGUGUAAAUGUUUCAAUAAAAAUUAUAUAUUUAUUUAUAGAUAGGUAGAUGUGUGUGUGUAUGUAUGUGUUAAUCUCACAGUACGAUGGUUGAUAGAAUUUUCUAUGUUGAUAUGGUACUGUUGAACUCAAUCUUUUAAUUUAUAGUUAUAUGCAAGCCUUAUUCAUUUCCAGUUAUUUAAAACUUAGUUUCAACUUUUUAAGAUGGGAACUAAAACAGUUUUGAUAUGAUUUCUAGUCUAUUCUGUGAAGAAAGAUUUCAUCUUUGAUAGCAUUUAUAAUGUUUCUGCUGAAAAUCAGAGGCAUAUUACAGAAGGAAAAUGUAUAUAGGAAUACUUUUAAAUAGUAUGACACUUGGUAAAUAAUACAUUAUGAAAGUAUCUUUUGGCAAGACACUUAAAACCUAUAGCUACAAAGUACCGAUUUACAUAGUGCCCAUAAUGCUGACUGCACCUGUCAACCCUCUUUUAUAUUAAGUAAAAGAUUGUAUCUGUGUCCUUUUAAUUGUUGUGAAAGUUAUUCUAUAGUUGAGUAUAAAAUGUUUUUUUCUUUUGCAUUAUAUAUAUUUAAAGAAAUAGGGUAGUUAUGUUACAGAUUGCUAAACUGAUGAUGAAUUUAUCAGAUAAACACUGUGUUUGUGGUGCAGAUGGUUCUUCUAAGUGUUAGGUGACAGGGUAUUCUACUCUUUCCAGUGAAUCGAACUUGAUAGUACAGCAUAAUUCAUAAACUAGCCAAUUGUGCCUGCCUUUAUUUUGAGAACUCCUUAGUCAGUAAGUUAAUAACUUAGUAACUUAAUAAGUUACUAAGCCAAAUCUUUGUAAUAAAAUAGUUCUUAUAGAAAGGAAGAUAAUGUGUGUGUACCCUGCAUAUAUACAUAUAGUGACCUAUGAAAGAUUUUAAAACAUUCGCCAGUAGAACAGACAUAUGUCUGAGUAGUGCUAAUGACCAUAUGUUAAACAUUUUAAUGCAAAGUUAUAUUUAAUUUCUUGGAUCUGUUACUUGGGUAGUUAAUUUGAUUAGAUUUGAAUACAAAGUAUAGUAUACUAGUUGGGAUCAGCCCUAUUUCUAGGGCUGCAUUCAUUGAAUCAAGACUAACAUGUUUUAUUAAUUAAAAAAAGUGACAAUUCUUUGUAAUUGUAACAUUUAAAAUGCUCCAAAAAUGAGUCUUCAUCUGAGUUUUGUGAAUUUUUUUCUUUUUUUGACUUGCUGUUCUAAGAUUUAUUAUAUGUAAAUCUGAAAGAAACUGUGCCAAAAAGUUAAAAUGUGUUAUAAAAAGAAAAUGCAUGCAACAUUAAUGCAAAAAUUAGGAAGAUACUUGAAAAUAUUUAAAUUUAGUAUUUUAUUUUGUUCAGAUUGUAAUUUCUACAAGUUAAUCUAUGCAACUUUGCUUCCUUGUUUUAUAUUUAUAAGUGUUUGACUCACUGGCCUGGCCCUUUUUUUUCUGUAAGUAGUUUUUGGAAGGUUAUUCUAACUUAAUUUUUAGUGUCGUUAGGCUUUAGUAUCAUUUGUUCACUUACUGGUAGCACCAGAACAAGAAAGCCAAAAAUACAAAAAAUGGAAAUCUGCUGGCACAGAAUAACAUAUCAUGUGGUGACUGUUAAAACCUGUUUACAGUUAAAAGUUGAUUUGUUGGAUCAAGGACUAAACAAAGCACUUAUUACCUUUGCCUUUAUAUUUUUUUUUCUCUUAAGAAGGAGCAUUACAGAAAAAGUAAAUAUAAAAAUGUCUUAGAUAUCUGUUGCUGUUCUAACUUCAGCAAUCUGCAGGCUGCUUAGUUGUGAAACUGUGAAAUCAAAUUGCUGAUAGUUUAUUCAUGUUCAUAGCAUUGCUGUUUUAUGAAAUAGGAUGUUUUAGUAGGCUCAGAUAUAGAGCUGUCAGUGGAUAUUGUGUCUCUAAACUCUGGGAAAUGAGGGGAGGAUAUUCUUACCUAAUUAAAUAAAAACAGUAUUUAAGCAGUAUGCAAUAUUAUGAAAUGUUAUAACACUAUACUAAAAAUAAUAAAAUACUAUUUUACAAUUGCA